Messenger RNA from Anoplophora glabripennis (Asian longhorned beetle), 1875 nucleotides. It is a transcript of the gene ArgRS-m, whose product is annotated as probable arginine--tRNA ligase, mitochondrial. Gene Ontology annotation, cellular component: mitochondrion. Gene Ontology annotation, biological process: arginyl-tRNA aminoacylation; mitochondrial translation. NCBI's taxonomy places the organism in Eukaryota, Metazoa, Arthropoda, Insecta, Coleoptera, Cerambycidae. Gene Ontology annotation, molecular function: arginine-tRNA ligase activity; ATP binding. Bases 76 to 1770 code for a protein of 564 amino acids. The record is from RefSeq and is a predicted model, not a curated record. The transcript has 5 exons.
CUUUGAAAUUAAGUAAAAUUAAUGUUAAAAUUUAAAUCAACAACAAAAUUGUACACUAUUUCUCAUUAGACAGAUAUGUCAACAAAGUUAAAGUUGUAUUUAGGAAGGAAGGUAAUCGAUUCUCUGCAUAAAUCAACAAAAUAUUCUCCCUCUGAGUUGCAAUCUCUGAUACAAAUAGAUAACAGCAAAGAUAGCCAAAAAAUUGAAUUGAAUUUACCUUUGAAUUUCUUAGAAACAGAACUUGGCGUAACAAACAUUACAGAAAUUUUAAAAAUCCAGCCGGAUGACAUAAUUAAAAAAAUUCACUUGAUAAAAGAUCGUGCGAAUAGGAAGAUCUCCUUUGAGAUUGACAAGGGAAUGUUCAUAAAAGACGUUCUAGAAAAUUGUGCACAACCCGACUUAAAUUUCAAACCAAAGAAACUAGUAGUGGACUACAGUUCUCCGAAUAUAGCAAAGCCGUUUCAUUUCGGUCAUCUCCGAUCAACAAUUAUAGGAAAUUUUAUCAGCAACCUCAACUUAUUCUUAAGAAACAAAGUGACACGUUUGAAUUAUCUCGGGGAUUGGGGAACGCAGUUUGGCUUGAUAAAGGUAGGUGUCCAGGAUUUGCGAUACACUUCCGAGGAUAUUCAAAAGGAUCCCGUAAAAUUACUAUAUCAAUGCUACGUCCACGCCAACAAAUUAGCUGAAAAUGAUCCCAGUGUAUUAGAAAAAGCGAAGACUGAAUUCACGAAAUUGGAAAACGGUUCCGAAGAAGACUUACGGCAUUGGAGAGAGUACAUGUCUUACACAAAAAACGAACUUCAACAGACGUACUCUAGGCUAGGCGUUGUUUUCGACGAGUACAACUACGAAUCUGACUACAGCGCGAAGGAAAUCCACGGUAUUUUAGAAAUACUACGUAGGAAAAACGUCAUACGCAAGGAAAAGGACGGCAAGGAGGUGGCGAUGGUGAACGACCGAAAAGUUUCUGUAGUUAAAAGCGAUAAUACGACUCUGUACUUGACAAGGGAUAUAGCGGCCGCUAUCGAUAGAUUUAAAAAGUACAAUUUCGAUCGAAUGUAUUACGUCGUCGAAAACGGACAGAACGAUCAUUUUCACGCGUUGAAGGAUAUACUGAAUAAGAUGGACAUGCCGUGGGCGCACAGGUUGACACACGUUAAGUUCGGUAGGAUUCGCGGGAUGAGCACUAGGAAAGGCACUGCGGUUUUUUUGAAGGACAUUCUGGACGAGUGCAGGGACAUCAUGGUUAAGAAACAGUUGGAAUCUCCAACUACAAAAGUGCCCAUCAACGACGGGAAAACGGCAGAUAUCUUGGGAGUUUCAUGCGUCAUAGUGAACGAUCUCAAACAGCGGAGACAGAAAGAUUACGAUUUCGAUUGGGACAGGGUCCUGCAAGUUCAGGGUGACACGGGCGUGAGACUGCAGUACACCCACUGCCGGCUCUGCAGCUUGGAGAGGAACUCGGGGGCGGUGGCGGCCAGGGAGUGCGUUCCUCAAAUGUUGGACGAACCGGAAGUGGUGGUUAUGCUGAAGGAACUGGCGAAGUUCCACGACGUGCUGCACAGGUCCAACGAACAGCUGGAGGCCCAUAUUUUGUGCAUUUACCUGUUUCACUUGUGUAAUCACAUAAACAAAGCUUUAAAGACUCUGCAAGUCAAGGGGAUGGGCUCAGACGUCGCAUCGCAGAGACUGCUCUUGUUCAACACUGCCAGGGAAGUAUUAAAGAACGGGAUGAUUAUUUUAGGUCUUCAACCGUUAGAUGAAAUGUGAUACUUAAUAUUUUUAUAAACGAAUAUAGAACUUUACAUAUAUAUUGGUUUUUAGUUACGUUUUUGUGAUUUUAUGCCGGAAACUUCUUAAAUCGUUCAAAGCUAG